Aegilops tauschii subsp. strangulata is the source of this 8449-nucleotide messenger RNA. RefSeq lists its product as uncharacterized. Lineage: Eukaryota; Viridiplantae; Streptophyta; Magnoliopsida; Poales; Poaceae. Gene Ontology annotation, biological process: maturation of 5.8S rRNA from tricistronic rRNA transcript (SSU-rRNA, 5.8S rRNA, LSU-rRNA); maturation of LSU-rRNA from tricistronic rRNA transcript (SSU-rRNA, 5.8S rRNA, LSU-rRNA). Gene Ontology annotation, cellular component: nucleolus. The record is from RefSeq and is a predicted model, not a curated record.
ACAGGUAGGGCUAGCCGCCGCCGGCCUGCCUCCACCACUGCCAGCCCGCCGCCGCGGCGCGCCCAGCCGGCCGAAGCCUCCGCUGCCCCGCCGCCGGUACAGGAGCCCAGCAGCGCCUCCCUCCGUCGAGCAGCCGCUCCCACCAGCACCGCCUCCCUCUCUGGAGCAGCCGCUCCCGCCCAGCAGCGCCUCCCUCUCUGGAGCAGCCUCUCCCGCCCAGCAGCGCCUCCCUCUCUGGAGCAGCCGCUCCCGCCCAGCAACGCGCCGCUCUGAGCCACGCCGGCGACCAGUCCAUAGGCAGUUGGAACAGGGCAUCAACAUUGUCAAUUUGAGGGGCUUGCAGCUGCUUUGGCAUCCACAGUAGAGCAAAUAAGAAGAUGGAGAGGCUUGGAGCUGCUUCGGCAUCCUCAGGAGAACAAACAAAAAGGGUGGGGGAGCCAAAACGAGAGCAAAACUUGGUGAAGGUGGGAAUGGACACCUGGAACCAGUUCGGUGCAUCCUAUAAGAUCAGGUUGGUCCAUAUCCUUAAGAACCUCCACACUUCGGAGGUCAAAAUCUACUCAGACGCGUCGAGGGAGUUCAUCGAGCUAUUGGACGGUGAUUCUGGUGGUGAGGUGCUACGGGACUAUGUCCAGCAGUCCCCGCGGCUCGUGGAGCUGAUGGAGGCAUGGCGGCUGCACCGGGAGAAGCCAGGGAUGGCGUACAUACUUUCCCUGUUUGCCACUGUCCUGGGCAACCCCGGUGGCAAGUCGCGGCAGCAUGCUUUUUCUAAGAAGUGCUUGGACGCCGUUGCUAGGACGAUACUGGAGGAUAAGGACAAGGUGGGGGAUGUGUACCGUGAACUCAACAGUGGCGAGUUCCGGCGCCAGAAUGCUGCAUUGGAUUUGCUUGCUGCCAUUGUCAGGCGUGGUGCGGGGCUGGCGUCGGAGGUUGCCGAGAGCUUUGAUUUCAAGAUGGCUGUUGUGACGCAACUAGCAGGGAUACAGAAGAAGAGAGGGGGCAGGGAUGGGAGGAAUCAGAAAAAAGGUGCUAAUUUUGGCUCUACAAGGCGAUCACUUGUUGGGUUUGCCAUGUCGUUCCUUGAGGUUGGGAACCCGAAGCUGCUAAGAUGGGUCCUUCAACAGAGGGAGCUUUACUCAGGGGUGCUACGCGGGAUUGGAGAAGAUGAUGCUGAGACUGUUGUGUAUGUCCUCUCAACACUGCGGGAUAAUGUUUUGGUAGAGGAGUCACUUGUCCCACCAGGGCUCCGCAGUGUCCUUUUUGGAAGUGCCACAUUGGAACAGCUGAGCUUGAUAUCGGGGAAUUUGGAUGCAGGUGAAGCAGCUGACCUUGCUCAUCAAGUGCUGGUCAUGGUCUGCACUGAUCCAAAAAAUGGAUUAAUGCCAUCCUCACAUUUGAGAGGUAACGAGAAACGCUUGCUGGAUCUGAUGAAGAAGUUGAAGUCUACUGAGAGCGUUCACCACAAGAAUCUGUUGCUGGCUAUUGUUAGUAAGAGGCUUUCUUUUUGCGCGGCAUACAUGAAUGAGUUCCCUUACAAUAUUGAACCACGGCCAUCCCCCUCUUGGUUUGCUGCCAUCUCCCUAGCAGCGGAUAUAAUAUCUUCAGCAAAAACUGAUAGCAUAUUUCAUAGUUUCCUGUCACAUGAUCUGGUAUCCGUCGAUGAUGAACAAGUACAGGUAGUUCUGAAGUGCAUCGUGCCCCAUGUAUGCUCUCGAGCAGUGAUAAAUAGGGGAUUGCAGCAUUCUGAUGAUCUUGUGAAGCAUGGUUCUCUGAGGCUUGUUUUUGAGUCAGUGAACCUACUGUGCUGUGUUACUGAAGCAAUCAAUGGUGUGGUAUCAAGUGUGGGAUCAACAUCAGAAUCCAGUAGCUCAACAAAAGGGAAAAUCAGAAUGAACAGUUUCCCAGGAUUAAGUUGUUCCACUGCAACGGAUGCAUUCUUGGUAGAUAAACUUAACCAGGGAGACCAAAUGCGUGUCAAGAGGUGGAUAUCUCUGAGAGAAUACAUUCAAGAUGAAGUGCGCGGAGCUAUUCCUGAUCCACAGGUCCUUCUGAAGUUACUUUCUUCUGCCAGUCAGAAACACCAAAAUUGUUCUCAGAGUAGACUUGAGAGACGUGCUCAGGUUUCUGAGCCUCCUCAAAAGAAACAGAGAUGUAAUGCUAUCGAUGAGGACGAUGAUAUUAUUAUUGGUGGAAUUGAUGUUGAGUGGGCCAAGGAUGUAUCUGAAGAGCAAGACCAAGACUUGGCAAGCGAUCAUGCUACCACUCUGUGUGAGAUAUGGGGCUUAGAUAAGCAAGAUCUGGAGAUGAAAGAUGCAGAAGUGGUAGACAGUGUUUUCCACUCGAAGUUGCUUGAUGUUCUCCGGCUCUAUUUGAGGGUAAUGCCCAGGUCAUUUGAUGGAUCAUUUGACUUCUUUAGGGUUAUACCACCUAAUCCGUUGGAUCUAUCCAAGGAUGAGCAGCACUCCCUAUUGUCACUUUUAGUUGAGUAUUCAGGGCAACACGGGGGACAUUGGGACCCAGAGAGAGUUCCAGAAUCAAUGUACAAGCAUUUGCAACCACUGAUUGACAUCAUGUUGCACUCACCAGUUAAGAUCAUCCGUGAGCAAGCGUUCAUUUUAGUUAGAGCUGCUCUAGCAAGUUCUGGUGCGUUUGAUCAGAACUUUGCGGAGAUUGAUGCAUGGUUAGUUUUCUUGCCUGGUUAUGAAGCCAAAUGGUGUGUAAGAGAGAGCCUAGGAGCUAAUAAAUUGUCACAAAUUGUGAUCCCUUUCCUCUGCGAUGCUGUUUCAAUGGUUGGGAGCAAUUUGUACAAAUACCAAGAUUACAUGCGGAAGUUCAUCUCUAAAUCAGGCCAGCUUGAAGUCUAUUCUCCAGCUUUCAGUCCUCUGGUUAUUUGUGUUCUUCAGAAAUGCCUUAGGCUACUUGACUCUGAGUCUGGAGGUAUGAAAGUACAUGAGAAGUCGACAAUUUCAUUAUAUGUGUGCAACACAAUCUACCUUAUUCUGCAGUCCCAGGUAGAUGCUCAAUUAUUGCUUGACCUUAUUGGUGCUGUUCUGAAUCAGAGAUUUGAUAUUUUUUCACCGGAAGAACUACAGUCUAGGAUUUAUCUUGCUGAAUGGAGGCCAUUCAUUAAUUUGUUGCAUAUCUCUAGGAAUAUCUCGGACCAACAAAAUUCUAGUUUGUUCACAGCUGCGGAACAUUCUUCUGAACUUCAUUCAAACUCUUUGUCCUCUGUGAUUAGAAAGGUUCAAGAAAUGUUAAGUCAGCAACACACUAAUUUGCCAGAUGAUGUAGCGACUGCAUUCUUAUUUUCAAUCAUGUGUGCAGCUCCACAGGACAUUAUCUGUAGCUUUCCAGAGCUUCUUGAUGUUGUGAAAACACACUGUCCUUCUCAUAUGCAAUUCUUGUCGUCAGUUCUUUAUCUGCAACAUGAUUACCUAGCUGAAAUUGCUACUUGUUGGCCGGAUAUUUUCUUCUGUAGUCUCAGACAGAUCGAGGGUAAUCUUGAUGUUGAUGAGGGCAAAUGUCAAAACCACUCAAUUUCUGCAGAAUUGACUGCAUUGAGUACAUUCCUAAAUGUGACUCCGUUCUGUGCACUCUUACCUUCAGUAUUAAGCCUUGUGUUCUCUGGGCCAGCUAAAACUGGGGAGGCACAUGCAUUGCUACUUGAUGCACUUGUCCGACUUAUUCGAGCUAAGCUUUAUGAAAGCACAAUCAGUGAGUUGACAUUUAAUCUGAGAGUCAUAUUAUUCUGGAGCCAUCGCUUGCUGUUGUCAUACACUAGGAAGGGUUCAAAUGUUCUUGAAGAACUUUGCCAUGUAUGCUCCACUCUUGUUGAUAGCAUAUUUGAGCACAUCCGAGUUUUGGCUGCUGAUACUGCUGACUUGAAUGCUUCAGUGGAAUGUUUCCAAGAUAUUGUUGAAUCGGUUCUCCACCAUCCUACUAUUGACCUGCCAUGUUCCUUAUCCAAUUGCCCGGACUUGACAGAUGGGAGUGUGGAACAUGUGGAAGAAGCAUUUACUAGUUUUUCAAAGGAAAAUCUGCACCUUGUAGAUGGUUUUGUUGUGAAUCUUCUUAGUAAACUAUAUGACCUUUUACUGUUGGCUGAAAAUGAUGGUCAGUCCUUAGAGUCGCUGUUUGCUUCCCCAAAGGCCAUGCUAGAAAAAAUACUGCUGUUGUUCAAGGAUAAAUUUCAAGUCUGCAUGGACAAUGGAAACUUUGGACUGCUUUUGCCAAAUUUCUACAUGGUUCGGGCAUUGAAAAAAUUCAUGUCCCCUGUCAGACUUCUAGAACUUGUAAAUUGGAUGUUCUCAGAGUUAGAAAGUCGUGGGUCGAGUUGUUCAGCUGCAUUUGCCCCUGCUGCUUUUGUAUGUCUAUCUGUUGCUGAUAUUGCCAUGGAAUUACUGUAUGAUUAUCUACAACAAACUGAUCAGAGAUCAGAAUCCUGUCAAUUAUGGGGCUUGGAGAUUCGAAGUUCAGAUAUUGCCACCAUUCAGCGAGUAUAUCAUUUCAUUCUCCAUUUUACUGCUAAACUGAAUCUCGAAUCUGCUGAUGUUUGCUUGCUGAAGAUGUUGAUUCGUAUCCAUAAUGCAGAAAGAUCUGCAGGACAGAACACUGAAUAUACUGCAUUCCACAUGAUGUUAUCUACCAUGGCCACCAACACCCCCCUUAGCAUUCUUCAUCACUGUAUGUUUCCCACAUCUAAGGUUAAAGCAAAAGUUUUAUGGUUGCUUUUGGAAGUAAGCCCUAUACACAUGAACUUUUUUGGCCAGAUGUUGAUGAAAGUUCUAGAAGAAGACACUUCUAUUCUGCAAGGCAUGGAUUACAAUUCUGAUUCUUCAUGGGCUCAUGCGGAUAGCUCUAUACUUCUGCUGCCUGCUGCUUUGUCAUACAUGAGGCAUCACAGUGAUGGCCAUAUGCAGUGUGCUGAAUUCCUUGAGCCACUUGCAAAAUUUUACUGUGAAAUGCUAUUAGGUGAUAAUGGGUUUCCAUGUUGGAAAAGUUUUAUUACUAGGACCAUUUUUGAGGAAAAUUUUGGUGACUUUCAACAUGAAUCAGUUCCAGAUAUGAUGGAUUAUUUCAGUGACACUCUCUUGGGGAAGUCUGUUACCAUGUUGCACUACUGCUUGUCUUUAAAAGAAAUGCCCCGGAAGCAACGCUUGGAAAUAGUUGCUUCACUUUGUCCACAAUCUUCUGGCCUAUUAGAUUUUGAUGUCAGUGAUAUUAAUCCUGACUCGCACAAAGGUCAUCUGAAGCUUACUAAUGAAUUGCUUGCAAAGAUAUCAUUGAUUAGGUUGUUGCUGUCUCCUCCCAGAAGAUUGUCGUCUAAUGAGACAGCAUCAGACAGGGAGUCCAAGAGAGUGAGCAAUGCUAAGCUGAAUUUCAUAAGCAUCUUGGUCAGAACUUUGGAUCAAAUACUCAGGAAUUUCCCCCGCUGUGAUGGCUUAUCACACUCUGAUAAACAACAAAGGAUCAUCCGUUCUUUGGAAUAUACAGUUCUCAAGAAUAUUAUCGAACUGUCUUCAGAGAUUCAAACUCAUCUGAACCAAUUGAAGUCAAUACCUUUCCUUAACCAAUUCAUCAGAUCAUCUCUCUUGCACAGGUUCAAUGAUCAUGUCACACUAAAAGCAAUUCGAUGUGUUCUUGUUGUAUUAUCAGAAGGGAAGUUUCCUGCUGAUGAAAUUCUUGAGCUCAUACUGGGCCACUCCCAUUUUCUGUCGUCAAUAACCUGCAGUGAAGUUUCUGAAUAUUCAUCUGCAUUUAAUGCUACAGGGAGCCUUCUACAGCCAGCACCAGGCAUUUUAAAAUCAGUCGAUUCUCUUUUCACUAAAGAAAACGAGUUCCAUAUUGGCAUAGCAGAAACGAGAAAAAUAGAAAUCAUCAGAUUACUCAGGAUACUGUAUGAUAUUAAGAGUAGACAACAGAGUAAUGGCCUAUUGAAUGAAUCAAAAGAGCUAAGUUUCUUGCUUUUAUCUGUUUAUGGUGCAACUCUUAGCGAAACAGAUCUGGAGAUAUUUAAUCUUAUGAAUGAGAUAGAGUCACAUGAGUGCAAAACUAUCGCUGAAAUGGAUCAUCUAUGGGGGAGUGCAGCUGUUAAAUAUAGAGAAGAACUGAAACUAGAUUCUUCAAUAUCAGAAAUCCACAAAACAGAGAACACAGAAAGUAAUAGUAGGCGAAGGGCUCUAUUUCGGGAGAACAUACCAAUUGAUUCUAAGCUCUGUGUCAUGACAGUCUUGCAAUUUUGCUACAAAAGGUCUACAAGGACUUCUGUGUUCUCACUAGAACAGCUUCGUCAGGACAAAUUUGGUGAUAUUUUGAAGACAACAUCUCAAAGCACGGAUAUGGUUCGGAUUUAUGAUCCUAUGUUUAUCUUGCGUUUCUCGAUUCAUACUCUUCUCAUGGGUUACAUUGAGCCUGCUGAGUUCUCUCGAGUUGGGCUGCUUGCCAUUACGCUUGUUUGCAUAUCAUCUCCUGAUGAAGAAUUGAGAAAGCUGGGUUAUGAAUCUCUAAAUACAUUCAAAAAAUCACUCGAGGCUUCUCAGAAAAGCAAGGAAAAAUGGCAGCUCCAGCUUCUUUUGACAUAUCUACAGAAUGGGAUAUCCAAACCAUGGCAGAGGAUACCUUCCAUUAUUGCUAUUUUUGCCGCAGAAGCAUCAUUGACACUGCUGGAUAGCUCGCAUACUCAGUUCAAUACCAUAAGCAAAUAUUUGAUGAAUUCAGCCUCUGUCGAUAUGCAGAGCAUUCCAUUAUUUCCAACAUUAUUGAAGAGUAGUUCCGUGCAUUUCAAAGCUGAUCGAUUGUGGAUGCUUCGCUUAUUAUAUGCUGGAUCAAAUCUAGCUGAUGAUGCUACGAUAUGCAAGAACAAAAGUGUUUUAGAGCUUGCUCUUGCCUUUUGUUCUUCAGCUAUUUCAGAUUCUGAAUCGAAGCAUUUAAUCCUUCAGGUGCUAAAGAAGUGUGUGAAGCUGCCAGUUCUAGCACAGCAUUUAGUAAAAAAUUGUGGCCUUCUGUCGUGGAUAUCCUCUGUUAUUUCAACUCAUGGCAAAGGACUGGACAACAACUCUAGUUCCAGAAUAGUUGGGUUGGCAUUGGAGGUACUCGAUGUUUUGAUCUUAUCAAGAUUCAUUACGGAAUGGCUCCAAGAAACUGCACUUGAGCAACUGUCAGAAAUAUCUCAAUAUCUGUAUCUGCUAGUUGAAGAUGGAAAAUUAUUGAAAGGGGAUAUCACCAUGCUGAGUUCAAUUCUAAAUAUUAUUGCAUCUACAAUGAGGUUGUCUAUGAAAAGGAAGAUAUACCAACCGCAUUUUACUUUGUCCCUCCAUGGCAUAUUUAAGUUGUGCCAAGCUAUUGAUGGCAAUUCAAGAAGCAUCGAACUUAAGCCAUCAAUGGAACUUGGUACUGAUGUCGUCCUUAUGAACGGUCCUCUGCCAAUUAGUUCUGAAACGGAUAAGUCAAGAACUGUGAUGGUUGUUUCAUGGGUAACUUCCAAUAUCUUCUGGUUAUGUAAACAAAAGUCUGCGGUUGAAAUGUUAUGUGAAGAGCCGCUAAACAAUGAAUGUCGACUAUCAAAGAUAUUGCGUUGGUUAGUGGCUUCUGUAAUCCUUGGCAGGAUCUCCCGCAUCUCUCCUGAAAAGAGGGGAGGUCUUGCCACGAGCACAAAUAGUCCCGGAACUCUUCAGUCUUUCUUGAACCAUUCAUCUGAAACUGUUGAAAUGGUGGAUAGUCACGUUGCGAAUGAGGCGCUGGCUGCCAUUAUACUUUACCUACAAGGUCAUGUGAAAAAGAAGAGUGAUACUUUGCCGUCGGUCAUGACGGCUCUUAGCUUGUUACUUCUUGACAGAUGCAGCGAACAAGUUUUGGUUGAUGGCCGUGGACAAAUCGAAACGCUUUGCUCAAAGAUACAUUGCCCCGCCGAAUCUAAUCCCGCAUGGAGAUGGCAUUAUUAUCAACCUUGGAGAGAUCCUGCCCUGCAGCACACUGCGACAGAGCGCAUGGAAGUGGAGCAGUCAUGCCGAAGCCUGUUGAUCAUAUUUUCUAAUGCCCUGAGCGCUGCUGGGUUGCCGGCAGGUAUUCCAGUGCUGUCAGUUGGUGACAUUGAGAAGUCUGGGCUGUUCCAGUGGGAAAGAGACUCGGUGGUUGAGCAGCCUCACGCGUAGUUCGUGGACUGAUUUGCAGUUGACUAGGCUAGUUCUUUUUGCGGGAAGUUGACUACUAGGCGAAUUGCUGGAGAAAUUAGCAGGGUAAUCAAACAAUUUAUACAGCGCGCUCGUCGUUUGUAUGAUUUUGUAUUUAUUUAAAGAAGUGAUGGCUGGUUCAGUUGGCGAUUUUGGGUUUUAGAUGCACCAAACUGAACUUCUGCAUGUACUUGUGCGACCGGCCUAUCUGUUUGGAAGAAAACCGCUUGUGAUCUGCGAUUAGAUGAGAUGGUGAAGAAACAUGUGGUUGUUUUCAGUAA